CCCCAAGUCUGUCAGUAUUUAAGAGGCAUUUGGGCUUUACCCCUAAUGCCAUACUUAAACUUUUGUUCAGCCCUGAAGUGGUCAGGCUGUUGGAUAAGGUGACUGCUGUCCCUUUCAACGGAAUACUCUAUUCUAUUCUGCACUAAUGAUGAGUCAAAUAACAAUAAGACUGUUAUUUGCCUGAAAUGCCAGGGAUUUUUUAAGCUUUGAAAACACUUUCAGAAACAUAUAACUCAAGAGGUAUACUGGAAGCAGGAUUUUAUUUUUCUGACUCUUUCAGAACAGAUGUUCAUAAGCAUUAUCAUGAUGUACAGAUGUAGCCAGGAGCAGGUUAAUGCAAUCCUCACUAUAGCUUGAAAAAACAUCACUUGAACUCUGGCAAAGAAAAGUCAGAGAGCUACAGAACAUUGCAAAUCCCCUACAUCAUGUAGAGAGCCAUCUGCUAUUGGGACUGUGUGGGGUAAACAGAUUCUUGUCUCUUGAGGCAAGGAGUUAAUGGCGCGGUUUGUAUCCAACACAGUUGCUAUGAACUCCACCUCUCCAGGCAAGUUUGCCCAUAGAGUUUCUUGGAAUAUUCUGAAUUAUGGGCUGACUCUCCCAGUGAGUGUCCUGCACCCAGGCUCUGCAGAAAAUAAACAUGCUGGUCUCUAAACAUCACUUCUUCACAGGAUGUGUUUGUUUUGACCACACAUCCUUCCUGAACCCUGCCAUAUAGAAUAGCCCAAACAAUGGAACUGCCUGGAGCCAAUAGGAGUGGUGCUAGUGGAACCCAGUCUCCUUCAAAUCAGAGGCAGACACUGGAUCAUAGCACAGAUGAUACAGCAGUCUUGAAAAUAUUUUACUGAUAUUGUAAAAACACCCUGAAAAUUAUCUAAAAUAAUAACCUUUACCAGAAACAGGAAAGUUGAUAACUGACUGAUGCACUAAGAGUCUUUCUAGGAAAAAAACUCUCAAAAGUUGUAAGAAUGUGAUUUCUCUCUUUACUUGAUAAGGAAUUUUUUCCUGACUGAAUUUUCAUUUUGGCUUUCAAAAAUGCAAACCCCAAACAUUCUCACACCUGAUUUUUUUUUUUUUCCCAGAUUCUAAAUUAUUUUGGUUUCAGAAAGAACAAUAAUCAUGUCAUCUAUCACUUCGGAUGCAAAAAUUCAAGUUAUGUGGCAGCAUAAAUUCAGGCCAAGCAGUUCUUGCUUCCUGAAGAGCAAGAAUAAAGAUCAGUAACAGUUACAUGCAAAAGAAUUGUGUGGUAUUUUCAAAAGUGUGACACAUCUCAAUGGCAAACACCCCUUUUCUGCCUUCCUAAACUUGUUCCACCACUUAGUUUCUUGCCCAGAGAUGCGUGAAAAGCAUUCCUGUGCUUGUAUGCCUACGUGGAGUGCUGAGAAGUGGCAGCUACUCAUGGGGCUGCAAGUCUGGAGUCCUUCCAAGCAAGAGCCCCUGGAGAAAUGGAGUCAAUGGAAGAUCAGAGCUCACUUCCCCCUGCAAACUCGUAAAGGUAAUUCUUCCUGUAUGGAUCAACCUUCUAGUGAUGGUGAAACUGGAAGAAGACUACUCUAAGCAAACACAGGAUGAAUCGGGUCCCAGCUGAUGCAGAAAAUGCUCACAGUAGCAGUGUGGAAUCUUGUUCCUCCUUGCGGGAUGUCCACUCCAUCAACCCAACGCAGCUGAUCGCAAGGAUUGAGUCAUAUGAAGGCAGGGAGAAGAAAGGCAUAUCAGAUGUCAGAAGGACUUUCUGUUUGUUUGUUACAUUCGAUCUCUUAUUCAUAACCUUACUGUGGAUAAUAGAAUUAAAUGUAAAAGGAGGCAUUGAGACUACCUUAGAGAAAGAAGUCCUACAUUAUGACUACUCUUCUUCAUAUUUUGAUAUAUUUCUACUGGCAGUCUUUCGGUUUAAGGUGUUAAUACUUGCAUAUGCAAUGUGCAGACUACGCCAUUGGUGGGCAAUAGCUUUUACAACAGCAGUGACCAGUGCCUUUUUAUUAGCAAAAGUAAUUAUUUCACAGCUGUUCUCACAGGGUGCUUUUGGCUAUGUGCUGCCCAUCAUAUCCUUCAUACUUGCCUGGAUUGAAACUUGGUUCUUGGACUUUAAAGUGUUACCACAAGAAGCUGAAGAAGAAAAUAGAUUUUUGAUAGCACAGGAUGCUUCAGAACGAGCAACUCUUCUUCACCCAGGAGUCCUCUCUGAUGGGCAGUUCUAUUCUCCUCCUGAGUCUGUAGCAGGUUCUGAUGAAGACUCUGAAGAAAAACAAGACAGUGAAAAACCGAUUGUAUAGCAAAUAAGAAAAACCAG
Molecule: messenger RNA, 2287 nt
Organism: Oenanthe melanoleuca
Lineage: Eukaryota; Metazoa; Chordata; Aves; Passeriformes; Muscicapidae
Gene: STARD3NL
Product: STARD3 N-terminal like
Exons: 8
Coding region: 1566-2270 (234 amino acids)
Source: RefSeq, a predicted model, not a curated record